UUUUGGUCAAUAGUAACUAGAUUUAAUCUCUUAAAUAUUUUAUUGCUAAGUCCUCUUCUUGACCAAACGUCCCGGCUAUAUAAUCAUCCUCUCACCAUGGUUCCAAGUUUCAACAGCAAAUUGGUUUAGUUCAAUAAGAUUUUCACAUUCACACAUCUUAAAGCUGCAAUGAAAACCGGGUCAGCAAAAUCCAACAUCCUCCUAUAUGUUUUUGUUCUCUCACUUGUCUUGUCUCCAAUACUUCCAUGUCAAGCCGCUAGUGUGCUUCUAGGAGGUGGAGGGCGUAAGCUGAUGGCGCCGUCACCACCAAUUCGCAUGUGUCCACAGUGUGUAUGUUGUGCACCGGCUCCACCUGAUUCUUGCUGCCCAUGUCGUUGUCCAGGCGGCGCCUGAAGACUGACGUUUGCUCUCAAUCAAAUGGGUUAUUUUGAUGUGUUAAAUAUGUGUAAUCUUUAUAAUAUGUAUAUAUAAGUAAAUAAAAAGUGUAAUCUUUGUAUUGUGAAUAAAAUAACCUUGGGUUAUGUUGAAUAGUUUUACUAUAAGCUAGUUUUGAUAGUAACACACUUUUAUACAUUGUUUUCU
Molecule: messenger RNA, 582 nt
Organism: Arabidopsis thaliana (thale cress)
Lineage: Eukaryota; Viridiplantae; Streptophyta; Magnoliopsida; Brassicales; Brassicaceae
Exons: 2
Coding region: 169-393 (74 amino acids)
Source: RefSeq, marked reviewed